Vigna angularis (adzuki bean) is the source of this 1015-nucleotide messenger RNA. RefSeq names its product putative zinc finger protein CONSTANS-LIKE 11. NCBI's taxonomy places the organism in Eukaryota, Viridiplantae, Streptophyta, Magnoliopsida, Fabales, Fabaceae. The record is from RefSeq and is a predicted model, not a curated record. Gene Ontology annotation, molecular function: zinc ion binding. The transcript has 2 exons. The coding region runs from base 155 to 715 and encodes 186 amino acids.
GAGCCUCUUUCUUCCCUUUCUUUUUUUCCUUUCUUCAAAUCUUCUAACGGAGAGAGAAAGUAUAAAGAAAAAGAAAAUCGCACAAAAUAAACAGAGAGAAAAAGAAAAGAAUAAAAAAAACACAAACUUUCAUCGUCUUUCGUGUGAGUGGAAGAUGAAGAAGUGCGAACUGUGUAAGCUUCCGGCCAGGAUUUUCUGCGAGUCGGACCAGGCCAGUUUAUGCUGGGACUGCGACGCCAAGGUUCACAGCGCAAACUUCUUGGUCGCCAGACACUCGCGAACCCUCCUCUGCCGUACGUGCCACUCUCCCACGCCGUGGAAGGCCGCCGGAGCCAGACUCUCUAACGCCGCCUCCAUCUGCCACCGCUGCGCCGCCUCCGCCGCCUCCGCCGCAGAAGAACCGGACGAGACCGAAUCCGGCAAUGACGAGGAACCAAGCACGGAGGAGGACGAUGUCUCCGGCGAGGAAGACGGCGAGAACCAGGUCGUGCCGUGGUCCUCCACACCGCCUCCGCCGGCGAGCUCCUCCAGCAGCGAGUGGUCGUCGUUCAGCGGGUGCAAAAACGACGACGACGAAGGUGCUUCUGUUUCCGUAUGUGAACCGGAAACGACAACAUCCUCUUUGAAACGACAACGCGAGAACGACGACGGUGUAUCCGGCCGUGAUCCGCAGGGGUUUGGAAGGGUUGCGCAUCUCAACGGAGGUGGCGUAUGACGGAGAAUCGUUGGAGGAGAUUUCAACCACUCGCUACGACGACGUUUCGUGUUGGGGAAAGCAAGAGUCUCUGAACCGUACGAUGGACCAAGAUAUUUUAGCUCUUUCAUCAUUAACUUAUAAUCUAACCGCUUACAAUAGAGUACUGGUUUUUUACUGUAGGAUGAUUAUGAUGUGUGUUUAACAUCAAGUUUUCCUUUAUUGGUUUCUAAUUUAAGACAAACGUUACCAUAUAAUCUUGAUUAUUGUAAGUUGUAACCCUUUUAUAUGUCUAAAUAAAAUGUCCGAUUAAUUUUUGAA